Molecule: messenger RNA, 1401 nt
Organism: Drosophila bipectinata
Lineage: Eukaryota; Metazoa; Arthropoda; Insecta; Diptera; Drosophilidae
Gene: CanB2
Product: Calcineurin B2
Biological process (GO): calcineurin-mediated signaling; protein dephosphorylation
Cellular component (GO): calcineurin complex
Molecular function (GO): calcium ion binding; phosphatase binding; calcium-dependent protein serine/threonine phosphatase regulator activity
Source: RefSeq, a predicted model, not a curated record
UCGAUAAAAGCAACAAAAACUCGUGCUACUUUUUUUUGCAAAUGCACAAUAGAAAAUUAAGAAUUUCCAUAACAAAAUACUAAGUUAAAGUCCAGGAUACCGAUUAGCAUGUGCAGGACACUCGCAGCCUAAGGAUUUUGAACGAAAUUAAAGGAAAAACGGAUAAGAGAGCGAACGCAGAGCGGUAAAAAACGCCAACUUUUUUGUACUAUAGAUAGCAUCCAAGGAGAUCCACAAAAGGCAAAACCAAAAUGGGAAAUGAAACAUCACUGCCCAUGGAAAUGUGUUCCAAUUUCGACGCCGAUGAGAUCCGUCGCUUGGGUAAACGCUUCCGCAAACUGGAUCUGGACAACUCCGGAGCCCUGAGUGUGGACGAGUUCAUGUCGCUGCCGGAGCUGCAACAGAAUCCCCUGGUGCAGCGAGUGAUUGACAUUUUCGACGCCGACGGCAACGGCGAGGUGGACUUCAAGGAGUUCAUCCAGGGCGUCUCACAGUUCAGUGUCAAGGGUGAUAAGCUGUCGAAGCUGCGCUUUGCCUUCCGCAUCUACGACAUGGACAACGACGGCUAUAUUUCCAACGGAGAACUGUUUCAGGUGUUAAAGAUGAUGGUGGGCAACAAUCUGAAGGACACACAACUGCAGCAGAUUGUUGAUAAGACAAUCGGUUUCGCGGACAAGGACGAAGACGGCAAGAUAUCGUUCGACGAGUUCUGCUCGGUGGUCGGCAACACGGACAUACACAAGAAGAUGGUUGUUGACGUCUAAAAUAGGUUUACAGCCGAAUCCUUUUUAUACGCAAUUUAUUUAUUCUUUUGUACAUGCGCCAGCAUCCUUCGUUUAUUACUAUCACUACGAUUAUUAUGAUUAUUAUUUUUCGAUCAGCGAUUCUCUAGUUGAAUAUUGUUAUAAGCCGUUAGCGAGCCAGUUCAGUCAGAGUCAGAGUCAGUCAGUCAGUCAGUAGGGCGCUCGCAGUGGAGCAGUCACAGUCUCUAACGUGAGACCAAUGUUAUCCUAAGUUGAAAAGUGGAAUAAUGCGCCUCCUACUUACUUCUUUUUAAUAUAUACAUCUAUAUACAUAUAUACAUGCAUAUAUAGUCAUAAUUUAUUAUACAAAUAUACAAUUAAUGAAUGAAAUUGAAAACCUUAAAAAGCGAAACUAAAACUAAAAUGAAAAUCAACCAACUCAAUGCAAGUGAAGGCAGAAAUAAAGAAAACCAAGUUGAAUCCAAAGCUCUUUCGAAUCGGUAACUCAUGGUUUUCCGCGCCCGCUCCUACGCGCCACGCACACCACGCACACAUACCCACUCUAUCACUCUAUAAUCGAUGUGUCCUAGUUUACGUUAAUUAUUUCUAAUUCUCCUGUGAUUUUGCCAAAAACAAAACAAAAAAUCGAAAACAAAAA